Mercenaria mercenaria is the source of this 2476-nucleotide messenger RNA. Its product is annotated as cell surface glycoprotein 1-like. Lineage: Eukaryota; Metazoa; Mollusca; Bivalvia; Venerida; Veneridae. The transcript has 32 exons. The coding region runs from base 85 to 2091 and encodes 668 amino acids. The record is from RefSeq and is a predicted model, not a curated record.
GCUACCGGGAGUUAUAUAUAUAUAUAUAAUGGUACAUGGAGUGCAAAGUAUUGCGACACACUUGGCAGAUUACAAAUCAUAGUGAUGCUAAUUUUGAACGGUGUUAUUCUGUUAUAUGCCAUUCCGUGGAUUCAAGCUGACAUAGAAAUUGUCUCACUGGAGGACAUAAAUGACGACCAUGAGAAGCGUAAUUUGUAUAGGGGGUUGCCGGCGACCUUGGAAUUCAAUUUAAAGCGAGACAGCGGUAAUAACUUGAAAUUACGGCUGGAAGAGAAUAAACGUCUAAAUAAAAAUGCACCGGUUUACAGAACAGUGAUAGAGGAGGGGGAACAUCGGGUCGUCAAACUUGAAACAAAGCGUAUAGUGGGAGUUGGCAAUAUUGAAGAAACAGCAUCACACAACACUAGAAAUCUCCAGAAUGCACAAGGGACAGGCGACGAAGAUCCCUAUCUCAAUGACUAUUUACUUCCUCCAGAUACGCCUCCGUGGGAAAAUCAACGAUCAGUAGGAACAGGAAAGACCCAUCUUAAACGGAAUUUAGAGAAAAGCGACGACGAUCCCUAUCUCAAUGACUAUUUACUCCCUCCAGAUACGCCUCCGUGGGAAAAUCAACGAUCAGUAGGAACAGGAAAGACCCAUCUUAAGCGGAAUUUUGAGACAGGCGACGACGAUCCCUAUCUCAAUGACUAUUUACUCCCUCCAGAUACGCCUCCGUGGGAAAAUCAACGAUCAGUAGGAACAGGAAAGGCCGAUCUCGAACGGAAUUUAGAGACAAGCGACGACGAUCCCUAUCUCAAUGACUAUUUACUCCCUCCAGAUACGCCUCCGUGGGAUAAUCAACGAUUAGUAGGAACAGGAAAGACCCAUCUUAAACGAAAUUUAGAUACAAGCGACGACGAUCCCUAUCUCAAUGACUAUUUACUCCCUCCAGAUACGCCUCCGUGGGAAAAUCAACGGUCAGUAGGAACAGGAAGUACCCAUCUUAAACGGAAUUUAGAGACAGGCGACGACGAUCCCUAUCUCAAUGACUAUUUACUCCCUCCAGAUACGCCUCCGUGGGAAAAUCAACGAUCAGUAGGAACAGGAAAGGCCGAUCUCAAACGGAAAUUAGAGACAGGCGACGACGAUACCUAUCUGAAUGACUAUUUACUCCCUCCAGAUACGCCUCCGUGGGAAAAUCAACGAUCAGUAGGAACAGGAAAGGCCGAUCUCGAACGGAAUUUAGAGAAAAGCGACGACGAUCCCUAUCUCAAUGACUAUUUACUCCCUCCAGAUACGCCUCCGUGGGAAAAUCAACGAUCAGUAGGAACAGGAAAGACCCAUCUUAAACGGAAUUUAGAGACAGGCGACGACGAUCCCUAUCUCAAUGACUAUUUACUCCCUCCAGAUACGCCUCCGUGGGAAAAUCAACGAUCAGUAGGAACAAGAAAUACCCAUCUUAAACGGAAUUUAGAGACAGGCGACGAAGAUCCCUAUCUCAAUGACUAUUUACUCCCUCCAGACACGCCUCCGUGGGAAAAUCAACGAUCAGUAGUAACAGGAAAGACCCAUCUUAAACGGAAUUUAGAGACAGACGACGACGAUCCCUAUCUCAAUGACGAUUUACUUCCUCCAGACACGCCUCCGUGGGAAAAUCAACGAUCUUUCGGAAAUUUCCUACCGCAGCUAAAAGUAGGAACAGGAAAGACCCAUCUUAAAUGGAAUUUAGACACAGCUACUUGGGAAAAUGAACCACCAAUGCCACAGGUAGGAACAGGACAACCGCAUCUUAAACGGGAUUUAGAGACAGACAACAAGGAUCCAAUUCAACAUGACCAUUUGCUUCCUCCAGACACAUCUCCUUGGGAAAAUGACCCACAACUACCACACACAGGGACAGGAGGAUCGAAUAUGAAGCGGGAUUUAGAAACAGACGAAGAAGAUCCUUAUCUCUAUGACUACUUGCUUCCUCCAGACACUGCUCCUUGGGAAAAUGAACCACCAGUAACACAAGUAGGAACAGUACAAACGCAUCUGAAACGGAAUUUAGAGACAGACGACGAUGAUCCCUAUCUCCAUGAUUAUUUACUUCCUGCGGACAAUGGUGGAUAAAACAAUUUCAGAACAGUCAGAUUCAAUUUACUGAAAAAGACGACUGAACGUGGUCUAGAAUACAUUGCUGAAUACAAAAUGUAGAAACAAAAUAUAAUGUGAUUGACAUAAACAAGUGUAUUAUCAAAAUGGUGAUUAAAUCAUAAUGUCGGCGUGGAAGCAACCCAAACCAUGUGAAGCGUAUCUUAUUAUAAGCAGUGUAUACACGUACUUUUAAUGAACAUUUAUAUAAAAUAAUAGCAUUGAGUUGUCCUAUCAUAAGCUUUUUAAGUAGUGUACAGACAGUUUGCGAACAUUUGUCAUUCUGCAUUAUGUUUUGUUUAGAUAUGACAUGCACUUAAGUAGAAGUACAUUGAUUUUCUGCGAUUAAAAUAUUUGUUCAAAG